Messenger RNA from Salmo salar (Atlantic salmon), 4708 nucleotides. The record is from RefSeq and is a predicted model, not a curated record. NCBI's taxonomy places the organism in Eukaryota, Metazoa, Chordata, Actinopteri, Salmoniformes, Salmonidae.
GAGCGCGCAAGAGAAACAUCCCAAGAGAGACAGAGAAAGAGAGAAAGAGAGAGAGAGAGAGAGAGAGAGUCUCCCUCUGCCUCUUCGGCUUCUCCUGGGCUAGUGGCCAGACACUGACUCUCUUGGAUCCUGGAAGAACACAAGCUGAGGAUACCACAAUGCUGCCUUAGACAGAAUGACAGAACACACAGCAGCACUUUGGAAGGACUAUCAGCAGUAUUUAUUUUCCUUCAUUUGUUCAGAUAGAAAGAAGAUACAACAUCCCUGCCAGGCUGCCACAAGAACGACAGUCAGUCGGACAGACGGACAGAGAGCAGCAGUGGUCAUGCAGCUCGGGCUGUAACAGCUGGAGUACUCUCUCUCGCCUGAAGCAAUUGGUUUUAGGAGCUAAGUUCCUCACUCCCUCUCAAUCACUGAAUCAUAGUCCUGUAGGAUCUCCUCUCAUAAAGAUGGACACAAUACUGCAGUAGCCCCUACAGACUGAGACAGAACAGUACAGCUCCACUUGGAGAUCAGUAGAAGGAAAGUGUGGAUUCUUCCCUCUCGGAGGGCUGAGAUACCUGCGAUACCUCUGGUCAGAGACUGGAUUGCUGCCUUUUCCUAUGGACGACAGUUUGAUGAUGAUACUGUAUAUCUGAUUCAGUAUAACAUACUCUGGUCAUAGAGCCUGGACUCUCCCAUGUGGAUAUUUCCUACUCUUCCCUUGGACUUCAGUGGUGAUUCACACUGGAUUGGCUUACUCCCUGUCCAGUGUGUGUGUGUCAGGAUGGAGUGUGUAAAGAGUGUGUCUCUGAUUCUGAGUGUUUUCCUGUUGAGCUCAGCACACUCAGCCCAGAGCGUCUACCCCAGAAUACGACUCUCCCAUAAAGAGUUAUGGGAUCUGAACAGGACGUGGGUGUUUCAGGGACCAGGUCCCUCCCUGCAGCCCCAGACCAUGCUGUUGGACGAGGCCCAUGAAAGGCUGUAUGUAGGGGCUAAAAACAUCCUGUACUCCCUCAGCCUGGAGAGAGUUAACCACCAACACAGAGAGAUCGACUGGGCCAGCUCUGUGUCACAGGUAGAAGAUUGUCUGAUGAAAGGCAGAGAGAAGCCAGAGUGUGCUAACUACAUCAAGGUGCUACAGCGGUAUAACACCACCCACCUGUUGGCCUGCGGAACAGGAGCAUUUAACCCUCACUGUGCCAAAAUCAGGGUGGGACACACAGGACAGGUCAGGCAGUUUGAGCUGGAGGAGCAGAGUGUAGAGAGCGGCAGAGGGAGAUGUCCCUACGACCACAACAGCCCCGUUACAUCCACCCUGGACAGAGGAGAGCUGUAUAUUGGCCUGUACACAGACUACUGGGAGAAUGACGCAGCUCUGUGUCGACUGAACAACCAGAGCUACACACGCACUGAGAGAGACGACAGACAACAGCUCAACGAGCCUAAGUUUAUUGGGUCGGUGGUGAUUCCUGAUAACAAUGACAGGGAUGAUGACAAGGUCUACUUCUUCUUCACGGAGAGAGGGACGGACGCAGAGGGGGUUAACAAGGCUGUUUACACCAGGGUGGGACGGGUCUGUGCGAAUGAUCAGGGAGGUCAGAGGAUGUUGGUGAAUCGUUGGAGCUCCUUCCUAAAGACUCGUCUCAUCUGCUCUGUGGCUGGACCCAACGGCAUCGACACACACUUUGACGAGCUAGAGGAUGUAUUUGUGUUGAAGAACAAGGAUGAGAAGAAUCCAGAGAUUUUUGGCCUCUUCAGCACUACAAGUGCUGUGUUCCAGGGCUAUGCGGUGUGUGUGUACCACAUGGAUGAUGUGCGAGCAGCGUUCAAUGGCCAGUUUGCCCACCGGGAGAGACCAGAGCACCACUGGACCCCCCUACGAAGGCCGGGUCCCCUACCCACGCCCGGAUCUUGUGCCAGUGAGGUAAAUGGUGGUGGGUUCUCAGGUUCUAAGGAGUUCCCUGAUGAGGUUCUGCGAUUCGUGCGUUCCCACCCUGUCAUGUUUAGCCCGGUCCUCCCCCUCCACCGCAGACCAGUUCUACUGCAGACAGAGCCAGGGGGGAGGAGACUAACUCAGAUCGCUGUGGACCGUGUCCAGGCCCAGGAUGGACACUAUCAUGUUCUGUAUAUAGGAACAGACGACUCUGUUGUGUUGAAGGUUAUCACCAUCUACAACAAAGACACAGACACCAUAGAGGAAGUUCUACUGGAGGAACUGCAGGUGUUCAAGGUCCCUUUUCCAAUAACUGAGAUCCUCAUAUCAGCUAAACGGCAACAGCUCUAUGUGGGUUCUGAGGUUGGUGUGGCUCAGGUGAGGCUCCAUCAGUGUGACCUGUACGGGUCUGAGUGUGCCGACUGUUGCCUAGCGAGGGACCCUUAUUGCGCCUGGGAUGGAAUCACCUGCUCACGAUACUACCCUGCUGGGGUUUACACCAAGAGACGAUUCAGGAGACAGGAUGUUCGCCAUGGCAACGCUGUACAGCUGUGCAACGGGCUACAGAUUGAUGGGGAGCAGUACCAGGGUGCAGUGGAGAGGCAGGUGUAUGGGGUAGAGAGUAACAGUACUCUACUAGAGUGUACCCCUCGUUCUCUACAGGCCAGAGUCAUGUGGUACAUACAGAGAGACCCAGACAGAGAGGAGGUCGGAGGUGAUGAGCGUGUAGUUAUGACAACCCACGGGCUGCUGUUCCUUCGUGUUCGGAGCGGGGAUGCUGGUGUGUACGUGUGUCAGACGGUGGAACAUGGCUAUGUCCACACCCUACUGAGGGUCACGCUACACGUGUUGGGAGGGCAGAAGGUUGGGGCCCUGAUACACAGGACAGGGGAGGAGGGGGAGGGAGAGGGGGAGACAAAAGCAACCUGUCACCUCCCUAUAGAUACCUCUCCAGGCCCCCACCCUGGUUCCAACUCUGACCCCAGUUCCAGGCUACAAGGAGCCCUGCCAGGGUUAUCCCUAGCCCCAGCCCCAGCUCCAGGCCCUACCUCCAGGCUGCCAGGCCCAGGUCCUACUUCCAGGCUGCCAGCCCCAGGCCCAGGUACUACAUCCAGGCUGCCAGCCCCAGGACCAGGCCCUGCCUCACAGCUGUGGUACAAGGAGUUUCUCCAGCUGAUAGGCUAUGGGGACUCCCAGAAGGUGGAGGAGUACUGUGAGAGGGUCUGGUGCUCAGGGAAGAGACGCAGGAAGACUAAACGCAGAUACACCCAGCCAAUGGAAAUAGGAGAGAGGAAGGGGAGGGGGAAAGGAGACCCACACCGAGCCCCCAGACACACCUUGGACACCUGAGGGGGGAGAGAGCGAGAGGGAUUGAGACUGUACAACACACACACACACACACACACACACACACACACACACACACACACACACACACACACACACACACACACACACACACACACACACACACACACACACGCACGCACGCACGUACCCACGCACGCACACACACAUACACACACACUGGGACAGGUUUUUUCAGUAGAGAAUACUACAACCAAUGAAGCUAAAACGUGACACUGUCUUCUCUUAGACUUGAACAUAUUGUCUUCUUCCUUCUAAUAACCAGACUUUGUUAUAUUGUGUUUUUCCUUCCGUGGUUUCUGGUGGAAACCUUGCCACUGGUAGAUAUGCAGAGUGUGUCUGCCCCUGAGUGUCCGUCAGAUCGAAGGCAUGUAGAACAGACUAAUUGUUUGGAACGACGUGGCCUCUGACUUUAAGACCACAGAACUGACAGCAGGCCUCUCUGAACGGACAAGAGAUUCACAGCCAUGCCAGAUGAACCCACAGAUAACAGACAUUCAAACCGAUACAUUAGAAAUAAAACGUGUAUGUUUCUAGAGAUACUCUUGAGCUGCUCGUGUUUAAAACCACUGAUUAGAAAAUACAUAACGUAUACGCACAUCAACAAGUCGUGUUUCUUUCUAAUGUGUCUUACUGUAAUUACAUGAUUAUUAUUAUAGGUAUCUGUUUUGAGUUUAGUAGUGCUUUCGAUUUUAUUCAACUGGAAACAGUACUGUGAUAUUGUUUUACUGUAUAGUUAAAUGUUAACUUUCAUGACGAUGUAGGCGAGUAUUACAUACUUUGUCAGAUCGUAUGGUUUAACUUGUGAUUUCAUUUGGUUUUACAUGAGAUUUAGAAUUCUAGGUAAGUUGACAUCAUUGAAUGAUUAUAUUAAUGUGGAAUUCUGUGUGUGCGGAUCAGAGAAUAUUCAACAAAGAAUACCACUGAACAAUAUAAACAGUUUGGAGAAUGUACUGUUGAUGAUGGAACAUGGAUUCUAUGGAAUAGAUGGAACCCCGCAAUAAAAGUCAUAGAUACUUGAUCUGAGUGUAUCUCAACAGAUGCAUUUCCCCUUCAGUAAAUGGCCAACUUAAAUGUGAACUGUCUUCAACUGGUAAUUAUAAAGAGUUGAUUGAUUAAUAUUCAUAUCAGCUCCUGCAUGGCUGUCUAUUUCACUCUCUUCCCCCGUCUCUUCCCCCGUCUCUUCCCCCGUCUCUUCCCCCCUCUCUUCCCCUCUCUCUGUCACCGGGGUCAGUAAUGAUGCUCGAGAUGGAGUUCAUAAUAACCGGAACAGAAGCCAAUCUACGUCACCACAUUUUCCCUCUGGAAUAAAGAAGAGCACCACAGUGACCAUUCAAGCAUGUCAUUGGCUAGACCGAGGAGCCUGUCUCAUUAAUAUUCAAACUUAUCUGAGGAAUUAAACUGUUUUACAUUCUGACACCGUAA